AUGGCGCCAGGAAAUCAAUCCAGCAUUUCAGGAUUUUUUCUACUGGGGUUCUCCCAAAACUCGGAGCACCAAGUCCUCCUCUUUGGCAUGUUCCUGUGCAUGUACCUGACCACGGUUCUGGGGAACCUGCUCAUUGUCCUGGCCGUCAGCUUUGACCCCCACCUGCAUACACCCAUGUAUUUCUUCCUCUCCCACCUGUCUUUGAUGGACAUCUGUUUUGUCUCCACCACUGUCCCCAAGAUGCUGAUGAACAUUCAGACACAGAGCCGGGCUAUCUCCUAUGCAGUCUGUGUCACCCAGGUCUUCUUUUUCUCGGUGUUUGGAGGCAUGGACACGCUCCUCCUUACCGUCAUGGCCUACGACCGCUUUGUAGCCAUCUGCCACCCUCUGCACUACACCGUGAUCAUGAAUGCCCUACUCUGUGCCUUGUUGGUCAUCGUGUCCUGGCUGGUGAGCUUGUCCUACUCACUGCUCGAGAGCCUUUUGAUGUUGCAUCUGUCCUUCUGUCGCCGUUGGGUCAUUCCACACUUUUACUGUGAACUGGUCCAGGUGCUCGAGCUCGCCUGCUCCGACACCACUAUCAACCAUGUCAUUGUCUAUGCCGUGAGUGGGCUUCUGGGCAUAGCCCCUCUCUCGGGGAUCUUUUUCUCCUACACUCGUAUCAUCUCUUCCAUCUUGAGGAUCCCUUCGGAGGACGGGAAGCACAAAGCGUUUUCCACCUGUGCCUCUCACCUCACCGUCGUCGCCUUGUUCUACGGAACGGGCCUGGGUGUAUACCUCAGCUCUGAGGUGUCUACUCAGAGGAACUUGAUUUCCUCGGUCAUGUACACAGUGGUCACCCCCAUGCUGAACCCCUUCAUCUACAGCUUGCGGAAUCGAGACAUCAAGAGAGCUCUUCAGAGAGUUGUCCUAAAAACAUUUCUUGUGGCAUAA
Molecule: messenger RNA, 933 nt
Organism: Suncus etruscus (white-toothed pygmy shrew)
Lineage: Eukaryota; Metazoa; Chordata; Mammalia; Eulipotyphla; Soricidae
Product: olfactory receptor 7C1-like
Exons: 1
Coding region: 1-933 (310 amino acids)
Biological process (GO): G protein-coupled receptor signaling pathway
Cellular component (GO): membrane
Molecular function (GO): olfactory receptor activity; G protein-coupled receptor activity
Source: RefSeq, a predicted model, not a curated record